Molecule: messenger RNA, 678 nt
Organism: Laccaria bicolor S238N-H82
Lineage: Eukaryota; Fungi; Basidiomycota; Agaricomycetes; Agaricales; Hydnangiaceae
Exons: 2
Coding region: 1-678 (225 amino acids)
Source: RefSeq, a predicted model, not a curated record
AUGCCUUGGCAACCUUCCAAUGAAAGACCUGUACAGCCUCAUGACCAACCAGCGUCUGAACCACAAGUCAAACAUUAUUUCAACCCUUCUCGAUUUUAUUGUGUAGAAACCAUAACUGCCCCAUGUGGUGUUGUUAUUGCAUGGACUAAAUUUGACAAGGCAGAAUCACCAACAAAUAUUUUAAAUUGGUUGGAAUCUAUCUUUCCAACAGAGGAAUCUAGACCAGAUUACAUUUGCAUUGAUAAUGCAUGCCUAGUGCUUCGAACUGCGAUAGCCAAUGGGAGCUGGGAGCGGAUAUGGAAAAAGACUACUCGAUUCAUUGUGGAUAGCUACCAUUACAUUAAUCAUUGCACAACUGACUAUAUCUGUCAUAAAUGGUGUAAUCCUGCACCUCUCAAUAGUUCUGCACCUAAUCUGGUUAUAUCUGCUGUUGAUAAAAAUGGUCGACCAUAUUUGAAAAGAGCCUUCAGUACUCAGGCUUGUGAACAAUUAAAUUCAUGGCUUGGUGGAUUUGAUUCCAUCUUGAAAAGAAUGACACAAGGAAACUUUAACUGGUUUCUUCAUACUAUGCUUUUCUAUCACACAAGAUAUGUGAUUAGAAAGCAGGAAUUAAGUAAAGAUUCUACUGAAGAAGAAGAAGAAGAAGAAGAAGAGGGAACAGUAGAUGACUCACUUUAG